AUGCUGGACUCAGUCGAAGCAGUAGAUCUUACUCAAUUAAAUGCAGUUGCUGCAGGUACAAACAAGAAGACCCCUAGAAUUGUGGCCGCUGGUCUCGGGGGUAAAUUAAUGGGUACCAAAUCUUUAGUUGAUGCAACAGCUGAAGAAAUUUCCAAACAAUCUUUACAAGAUUUUGCUAAGAUUACUGGUCAACAACGUAAGGAAGAAGGAGCUGCCUCCACCGUUGAUAAGGAUUCUAAGUUACACAUUUCCGAACAACCUUGGAAUGCUAACAACUGGUGGAAGCAUAUCAACUGGUUGAACUUUAUCUUGGUGGUUGCUGUUCCGUUGUAUGGUUUGUACCAUGCUUGUAUCUAUAUUCCUCCAGUGAAGACACUUGUUAUGGCGUUUAUUCUAUAUGUUUUUUCUGGUAUUUCCAUUACAGCUGGUUACCAUCGUUUGUGGGCUCACAAGGCUUACGACGCUGCCCUUCCAGUUAGACUUUUCUUUGCCUUCUUUGGUGCUGGUGCCGUCGAAGGUUCCAUUAAAUGGUGGGGUCACUCACACAGAAUUCACCAUAGAUACACCGAUACCCACAGAGAUCCUUAUGAUGCUCGUAGAGGGUUCUGGUACUCCCACAUGGGUUGGAUGUUACAAAUUGCUAACCCUAAAUACAAAGCUAGAGCUGAUAUCUCUGAUUUGACCAGCGAUUGGAUUAUUCGUGUUCAACAUCGUCACUACUUGCUCUUUAUGGUACUUUCUGCUGUUGUUUUCCCAACUGUUGUUGCCGGCUUAGGAUGGGGUGACUGGUGGGGUGGUUUCAUCUGGGGUGGUUUGGUUAAGGCUUUUGUCAUCCAACAAGCUACUUUCUGUGUUAACUCAUUGGCUCACUGGAUUGGUACUCAACCAUUCGAUGACCGUCGUACUCCAAGAGAUCAUGCUUUGACUGCACUUGUCACCUUUGGUGAAGGUUACCACAACUUUCACCAUGAAUUCCCCUCAGAUUACCGUAAUGCCUUGAAGUGGUACCAAUACGAUCCAACUAAGGUUACCAUCUGGGCCUUGUCUAAACUUGGAUUGGCGUACAACUUGAGAACAUUCUCUCAGAAUGCCAUUGAACAAGGUCUUUUGCAACAACAACAAAAGAAGUUAGACCGUCUUAAGCACAAGUUAAGCUGGGGUACUCCAGUUGAUGAAUUGCCAGUUUGGGACCGUGACACUUUCAAUGCAAAGGGUAAGGAAAACGGUUUACUUAUUGUAUCAGGUAUCGUUUAUGACGUCAAGAAGUUUAUUGGUCAACAUCCUGGUGGUCAAGCUUUGGUUCGUGCAUCUUUAGGAAAGGAUGCCACAACUGCAUUCAAUGGUGGUGUUUACGCCCACUCAAAUGCAGCACACAACUUGUUGGCCGGUAUGAGAAUUGCUGUUAUCAAGGAUGCUGAAGUACAUGGUAACACCUUUGCUGUCCAAGAAUUAUACAUGGGCAAGAAGAAGGACAUUUAA
This is a messenger RNA of Lizanozyma spartinae, 1479 nucleotides long. RefSeq names its product stearoyl-CoA 9-desaturase (gene OLE1). Gene Ontology annotation, biological process: unsaturated fatty acid biosynthetic process. The record is from RefSeq and is a predicted model, not a curated record. Lineage: Eukaryota; Fungi; Ascomycota; Pichiomycetes; Serinales; Debaryomycetaceae. The transcript has a single exon. Gene Ontology annotation, cellular component: endoplasmic reticulum membrane. Bases 1 to 1479 code for a protein of 492 amino acids. Gene Ontology annotation, molecular function: stearoyl-CoA 9-desaturase activity; iron ion binding.